Messenger RNA from Trichomycterus rosablanca, 3937 nucleotides. It is a transcript of the gene slc43a2a, whose product is annotated as solute carrier family 43 member 2a. Bases 136 to 1854 code for a protein of 572 amino acids. NCBI's taxonomy places the organism in Eukaryota, Metazoa, Chordata, Actinopteri, Siluriformes, Trichomycteridae. Gene Ontology annotation, molecular function: neutral L-amino acid transmembrane transporter activity; L-amino acid transmembrane transporter activity. The transcript has 14 exons. The record is from RefSeq and is a predicted model, not a curated record. Gene Ontology annotation, biological process: transmembrane transport; neutral amino acid transport.
AGCAAAUAUCAGCAAUAAGAUAUUGUUUACACGAAAAUCGGUGUUGUCGGUUCGGAAAAGACGAGUUUUGUGGAAGACAGAGACACAGGUUUAACACUUUAUUGGCAAUCUUUAAGAGUCUUUGCAUUCAGCGCAAUGGCCCCUUCACUGGCCACAGCUUUUUCUCGUCGCUGGUGGAUGGCAGUGACGGCAGUGAUCGAGAGCCUGCUUUUCUCUGCAGUGCUGCUGGGAUGGGGUUCACUGCUCAUUAUGCUAAAAUCAGAGGGCUUCUACUCCGUCCUCUGCAAAGUACCAGAUAACAGUACAAACAGCACAAUGCUGAAUGUAUCAGAUGAAGUGACAGGGAGCCCAGCAAACGAAGAAAAUGAGGAGUUUUUGCAGAUGAAUGGCUGGCCUAUUUGCAAAGAGCAGGACGAGAUGCUGAACCUGGCAUUCACCAUUGGUUCUUUCCUCCUAAGUGCUAUCACCCUGCCGUUGGGCAUUAUCAUGGAUAAAUAUGGGCCACGAAAACUUCGCUUGCUUGGCAGUGCUAGUUUUGCUCUGUCCUGUAUCCUAAUUGCUUAUGGAGCCAGUGAUCCUAAAAAUCUCUCAGUGUUGAUCUUUACUGCCCUGGCACUGAACGGGUUCGGGGGCAUGUGCAUGACCUUCACCUCCCUUACACUUCCCAACAUGUUUGGAGAUUUACGCUCUACUUUUAUUGCACUCAUGAUUGGAUCAUAUGCUUCGUCUGCUGUCACCUUCCCUGGCAUUAAGGUGAUCUACGACUUAGGGGUUGCAUUUAUCACCAUCUUGCUUGUGUGGGCUGGUUGUGCUGGCCUUGUCUUUAUCAACUGCUUCUUUAACUGGCCUCUGGAGCCCUUCCCUGGACCAGAGGACAUGGACUACACUGUGAAGAUCAAGUUUAGCUGGCUGGGCUUUGACCAUAAGAUCACAGGCAAGCAGUUCUACAGGCAGGUGACAACCGUGGGGCGUAGACUCAGUGUUGGAAACUCCAUGAAAAAUCAGCCCAAAAUGCUGGCCACUCAGGAAGGCAACAAACUGUGCUUGUCCACUGUUGACCUAGAUGUGCAGUGCAAGUCUGCAGAAGAAUCCCAGUCGUUCAUGCGCAGUGUUUUUAGCCCCAUUUUCCUGCUCAGCCUCAUCACCAUGUGCGUCACUCAGUUACGACUCAUCUUUUACAUGGGAGCCAUGAACAGCAUCCUAGAGUCCCUCACUGAUGGAGAUCUCAGCAGAGUGAGCAUGUACACCUCCAUCUUCGGUGUGCUUCAGCUGCUGUGUCUCUUGACCGCUCCAGUGAUCGGUUACAUUAUGGACUGGAGAUUAAAACAGUGUGAGGACAAGAAUGACAAGCAGGUUGCCAAGGACCCCACCCAGCCAAAGAAGCGUGAUAGGCAAAUCCAGCAGAUCGGCAAUGCCACCAGAGCUUUUAUUUUUACCAACCUGCUGCUGGUGGGCUUUGGGGUCACAUGUAUAGUGCGUGACCUGCCUCUUCAGAUCUUGUCCUUUGUAUUACACACUAUUGUGAGAGGUUUUAUUCAUUCUGCAGUUGGAGGUUUAUAUGCUGCUGUGUACCCCUCCUCUCAGUUUGGCAGUCUGACAGGGCUGCAGUCAUUGAUCAGUGCUCUUUUUGCUCUGCUGCAGCAGCCUCUUUUCAUGGCCAUGAUGGGACCAUUAGAGGGAGAUCCUCUCUGGGUCAAUGUGGGACUGCUGGCUCUUAGUAUGCUAGGAUUCUGCCUGCCCUUCUACCUGAUCUGCUAUGGCAAGCAGCUACGCAGAGAAAAACGAGAGCGCGAAGAAGAUCCCAAGAUCUAUGCCCAGAUGAAUAAUGGUACCAACUUAGAAGCGUUUGUGUGACCAUGAACUUGCACACAGAUGGCAUGAGACAGACUGAAAAAAGCCAGAAGGACAGGAAAGAGGAGUAAAAGUCACAGACUGUGCAACUGCAUCUUCCUCUUCCCUUUGUUAAUCUGCACCCAUGUUCCAACAUGCUCACACACAUUUACAAACACACACAAAACAAAACGUGUGAUCAGCCAAAGCAGUUAAAGCAGACACAAUGUGCCACCCAGACAUGUUUACAUGCUCAUUCUGUAUAAGAAUCCUUGAGUAUCUCAAGGAUGUCUGCUUAGUGGAAAAUCUUACUUUGUAUUUCAAUAUAGCGUUAUCUGUUGGUAUGUGGUGCUACUGCUGUGUGAGAGCUCCCAGAUAGUCCAUCCCUUAUAUAAUACUAUGUAGGAAAGUCUGUAGCUAAUGAUAUACUUGUUGAAAACAUGUUUACCAGAGGAUUUCACUGAAAGCUUGAUGACAGUUAUGGCCUACACAGCAGGGUUAUACAUUGUGGAGCAUUUACUGACACAAAUCCCUGCAUCACUGACUAUUCAUUUUGACCGUUGUGGCAAUGCUUUGCUGGGAAAAAUAACAGAAGUCCCCCAAGAAGAAGUUUAAGAAGUUUAUUGCUGCCAGGCAAUGCUUUUGGAUUACAAGGCUGCACAUUCUUAGCGGCUGAUUAAACACUGUGAAACACAAGCCACAACAACUGUUGCUACCUACACUGGCGCUUAUCUUUUAAAACAGUUUCAAUAAAACCGUAUGCUACACAUGCACACUACCUAUCCAACUAUUCAGAUCAGGAGAUAGCAAAGCUGACAGGACGAAGCUCAAGUCCACAAAGAAUCCUCUGUUCUAACCUCUUUGUUCAGUAUUUUAUUUCUUCAGGCUACAGGUUAUGGAAAACCAAGUAUUUAGCAUGACUGAAAUUCUCCUGUUGAGGAGCAUGCUUAUUUACCAGAAAAGAAAGCCACUGCUAAAAGACAUGCUUUGUUGCCAGUAAUUACAAAUCUCAUAGGCUUUGUGAUUUUACAUUUCUGGUGCUUUUCAUGUUUACAAUGAUCUCACAGUCACAAAACCAGAUCCCUGUUUAAUGUUUUUGCUUUAAAACUUUAAGAAUGCAGGCCCAGGCCUGAAUUGCAGCCUCAGUAUUCAGCAUGCUAAACAUCAUAUAGCGCAGCAUGGCCAUUCGACUGCAGACUUUUCUAAAUAGAAAAUAUUUCAAGUCAGGCUGCAUGUACUUAGUUAAAAAUAUAGGGAUGCACUGUCUGAAAUGAAGUGUUUGCAUCAGUCUCAGUAUCUUAAUGAAUUUUUGGUGGGCGUAAAUGGGGACCUUACAUUGCACACUCAUGGCUUUGACCAUUUCAAAAGAUCAUUUUUAAAAGUGUGGCACCCAUGAAUGUGUAGUUGUGUAUUUCUUGUGUGUUCUGAAUGACAGGGAAGAUCCUUCCAUCCAGAGAACUUCUUAGUUCUCAGUAAUGUAAUACAAGUAGUGCUCUCUUGGACUCCCUUUAACAGAUGGUUAAGAAUUUGUCAGAAUCUGAUCUCAUGGGAGGCCACAUAAUUAUAAUGCAGUACUGCCCACUACCAACACGCCACCUGGCUUGAAUACGGUCAGGUCAGUUGAAAAGUAUCAGUAUUGGUUUAAUAUUGAGUAUUCUGCUUAAAUAUAAUAAUUUUGAGAAAACAAGAGAAUGACAAACUCGGUUGGUGCGUACCUAGUUUCAGGUUAUUUUUGUAUUUUUAGUAUUUUAUGAAACAUAAAAAUGUUUCGGUUAUACACGUUUGCCGUGCAGCAUUUGAUCUCAAAUGUAGAAUUUUAGAGUAUUGCAGUUACAACACCCAUGCAGAACAGACUGUAUUGAAACAUGUUUUCCAGUAUUUCAGUGUGUAUGUUCCAUUCAGAACUUUGAAGAAUUCAUAUUCCUGUCACCUCACAUUUUGCUUUAUGAUUAGUUUAUGAUUAACUGACAGUAAGCAGUUAAUAAUUGACAUUAUUAGAAGACUAUACAUGUCAGGGUUGCCAGGUCUAUUUGCCACUGGCAAAUAAGUUUUAAAAAUAUAUUAAAAUUGUUUGUUAAUUGAUCAUUAAAAUGUGAUUAUCAAUAAA